AUGACAUUUAAGGACCGUACAAACGAAUUCCAUGCAAUUGCAGACAGAAUACGCUCUCGUAGCCACGUGCCCAAUGCUCUCGAACGUCGGUCUCUCAUCCAGUCUCCAUCUCCCAGUGGACAGCAAGCCUCUCGCAGUGAAUUUUCUCUGAUGGCAGCAGAAAUUAGUCGAAACAUCACUAGUACAGCCGGAAAACUUGAGAAACUUACUAAAUUGGCCAAACGAAAGACGUUGUUUGACGAUAAGCCAGUGGAGAUUGGCGAAUUGACGUUUAUUAUCAAACAAGACAUUGCCAAACUUAAUCGACAGAUUGCAAUGCUCCAAGACUAUACCAAGCGUCAGAAGCAGUCAUCGAAGCAGGCAUCUGAGCAUACUUCAAAUGUAGUCAUUACAUUGCAAAGUAAGCUGGCAGACACUUCUAUGAGUUUUAAGGAUGUAUUGGAGAUUCGGACUGAAAAUAUGAAGAUGACAAAAGAUAAGCGGGAUCAGUUCCUGUUCUCUGCAGCAGAGCAGUCUGGGCCGCCUGCUCUGGCCAAUUCACCGCUCUUAAAAUCACGUCGGCGCCCCAACAACGAACGAACGCAGACACCGGUAGCAUCAAUAGGAGGUAGUGGUAUCGGCAACAACAAUGGAGGAUAUGUUCCUCAGGAUGAGCCAGAAUCCACAUUGUCGUUGGGCAUUCCGAUGCUCACGCCUCAACAACAGCAGGAACAAAUGAUGGUUCUGGAACAAGAUCGAUACAUUGAUCAUCGGUCCACAGCUAUCGAAAGUAUUGAGAGUACGAUUGCCGAGUUGGGAGGUAUCUUCCAACAAUUGGCCACAAUGGUUGCAGAACAGCGAGAGACCGUACAACGCAUUGAUCAAAAUACGGAUGACAUUGAAAUGCAUGUAAUGGGUGCUCAGAGAGAAUUGCUGAAGUAUUACACAAACAUCAGCUCAAAUCGAUGGCUAAUUAUCAAGAUCUUUGUCACAAUUGUCUGCUUCUUCUUACUCUUUACCCUUAUCAUGUAAAACCAAACGAGCAAACCCCACAAGGACCUUGAUUUUUAGAGUCAUGCUCGUUACGUCACGCUCGUACACUUGCCCCGCUUUUUUUUUUCUCUUUAGAAGAGCACUAUACACUGUGCUUCUUUUUGCUUCUUUCUCUUCUUUUUUGAUAGAUAAAAACAAAACAAAUCUUCUUUAUUAUUUAACU
Messenger RNA from Phycomyces blakesleeanus NRRL 1555(-), 1195 nucleotides. RefSeq lists its product as hypothetical. The transcript has 6 exons. Gene Ontology annotation, biological process: intracellular protein transport; vesicle fusion; endoplasmic reticulum to Golgi vesicle-mediated transport. The record is from RefSeq and is a predicted model, not a curated record. Gene Ontology annotation, cellular component: endomembrane system; Golgi membrane; SNARE complex. NCBI's taxonomy places the organism in Eukaryota, Fungi, Mucoromycota, Mucoromycetes, Mucorales, Phycomycetaceae. Gene Ontology annotation, molecular function: SNAP receptor activity; SNARE binding. Bases 1 to 1011 code for a protein of 336 amino acids.